UAUUAAACUGUUUAUUUAUAUAAAUGAUAGAAAUAUCAAGUUUCUAUUAAAUACUUCAUCAUUGUUUUGGUUUGUCACACCUCCAACAGAAUUAAAAUUACUAAAAUCCUAAUACGCAUAGGCUAAAAUUAUUCGAAGCAGACCUGCCUUGGCAGUAUAACGUUUGAAAAAGACUAAAUAAGGACGUCUUUAAGACGUUCUGGUAUCACGGGAACGUCUCUUAAAUCUCUUUAAAACGAAAAAAGGAUGACUUCUUUUAGUGAUGCGGUAGGAAAAAAGCAAUGAGAGCUACAAGAACAGACAAAUGAAUUAUUAAAAAGAGACAUUAAUUUAAUGUCAAAUCAAUUAUAACUAACACCAAGGGCCUAAUGUUUUAAUAACAUGCAGUUAGCAUCGAAAAUAUUGUCUAGCAGCAAUGUAACGCUUUCUGGCUAAAGCUGGUUCUUAAAUUCUUCUUUUUUUGAAGUUGGUUUUACGCAUAAUGGUUACUAGUAUAAGGCUAUUAAAUAAUAUCACAAAGUAGAUUUCAAGCUUAAACAUGCUGUAAGUCAUUAGAUAGCUAGCGGUUUUUCCAAAAGCCAUAAGGUAGCGUUGUUAAGAUGUUCUUAUAUCAUAUAAUUUAAAUCGGCUUAAGAUUGUGUAAUUUUUAUCAAAGCAUGAAGUAUGUGUUCCCACUUGAUUUCCUUACAAAAGCUAUUGCGCCUGUCCAGCAGAUUUGCUACUUAAUGGUUAUUUUCCUCUAGCAAUUUCAGCGUAUGAUACACAGAAAAAGGCGCAAUGUAUCAAAUCCUCACCAUCCUUAUGUUUGCAUAUCUUGCAUAUGUAGAGUGCGAUGAAGUUUGCACUGCUGACUGGAAUUACAAAGGGGGGAAACUCAAUGGACCAAAAGACUGGUAUAAAACUAAUCCCCAAUGUGCUGGCAGUCUUCAGUCGCCGAUAAACAUUGACCUUUCACGAACAAUUCGAACAAGUAGAAAGAACAUAAUUUCAUUUCACAACUACAACAAGCCACCAAAAACUGGAGAAACUUAUACAUUUAGUAACAAUGGACACACGCUUGUUAUUGAUAUUCCAGAAAGCACUCUCUAUUAUUUAAAGAAAGGUGGAAAUAAAUUUGUGCCAAUCCAAGCGCAUAUCCACUUUGGCUCACCUAUAAAAAAAGGAUCCGAGCAUUCGUUAAAUAGAAAGUUUUUUCAAGGCGAGAUGCACCUUGUUCAUCGAAAUGCAAAGUACAGGCUGGCAGAAGUGUCUCAACACAGUGAUGGGCUGCUUGUCAUAGGAGUGUUUUUGAAACUAACAGUAUGGAGAAGGUCGAGUUCAAUCUUUUCGCAGUUAGGUGGUCAUGCGGGUGAACUUAAUCAACAAGGGAACAGUGUAAAGGUCCCGGCAUUUCCUUUGGCUAAUUUUAUACCAUGCCGUGCUAACUUGAAACGUACACCAUAUGUCAACUACCGUGGCUCGUUGACCACACCACCAUGCACUGAGAAUGUUGAUUGGGUUGUACUUACCAGUCGUGUGCAUACAAUUAACCUCCGAGAUCUACGAGCAAUUAAUAAAGUUCUGGAUUGUGAAAAUUUACCAAUGUACGGAAAUUAUCGGCCAGUACAAGCAACAAAUGGACGGAAGUUGUACGGAGUCAACAUGAGACCAAAGCAUAAAACAAGAAAAUUUUGGUACUAGUAAUUACGUAUAGUCUCUUCUAGUGUUGUUACAAUUCUUAAAAAGAGAAUAAAUCUUUGUAACGUGAGGUUCUGUUGUGCGAAUAAUUAAAACUUACGUCGUUGUCCUUGUGGAACGUAAACAUCCGGAUUUCUCGAUUUUUUUAGACCCCCCCAAAAAAAAAAAAAAAAAU
Molecule: messenger RNA, 1852 nt
Organism: Hydractinia symbiolongicarpus
Lineage: Eukaryota; Metazoa; Cnidaria; Hydrozoa; Anthoathecata; Hydractiniidae
Product: carbonic anhydrase 6-like
Exons: 7
Coding region: 778-1680 (300 amino acids)
Molecular function (GO): carbonate dehydratase activity; zinc ion binding
Source: RefSeq, a predicted model, not a curated record